UUUCUGGUCUCAUCGUUGCUGUUGGAGCAGAGCUGGUGUUUGACGGGAAAAAAUCCGGAUGAGAGAACGAGCGUCUUUCGGAGCUCAAGCAUACAUUCGGCAGUGAGCUCACUGAGUUGGAAAUAAAUAUAUCGGUGUGUGCCAGGCCAGCGGAACGAUUUCAGGACUCCAGAGGCAGCUAAAACACAACACGGAGCGUACGGCCGGGGUAAUGCCCACGAGAGCUAAGCUUGUGUGCGCGCACAGUUCCACAGUGGCACUGCACACAGAGCUUCUCCGAGAGCAGUAGAUCCACCAUCUCCAAAACAACAUUCUGGAAGAAGUGGCGUAGGAACGAAGAAGACGCAGACAGUUUCCUUUUAGGAAGAAUGAAUGCUCCUUUCUCCCUUUUUCCCUUCGCUGUGCAGUUGAUUUUUGCCACUGUCUCGGUAUCCGCCGCCGCAAUCACUGGAUCACUUGGAUACCUCUCGCUGGAGGACCACGAUCUGGAUAAGGGUUCGGUCAGUGGUUCGGGACGCAGGACUUGCAGACUGUACUGUCGGGUUGGUAUUGGUUUUCAUCUUCAGAUCCACACCGACGGGCGGGUCAACGGCAGUCAUGAACCAAAUCAGUUGAGUGUUCUGGAGCUCUUUGCUGUAUCUCAGGGGGUCAUCGGUGUCCGAGGGGUCCACAGUAACCGAUUUCUGGCCAUGAACAAGCGAGGAAGGCUUCACGCUGUCGAACGUUUCACAGACGACUGUAGGUUCCGGGAACGUUUCCAGGAGAACAGUUACAACACAUAUUCCUCGGUGUUGCACAGGAACCACCGGACCGGCCGGAGCUGGUACGUGGCCCUCAACAAGAGAGGCCGAGCCAAGAUGGGCUCCAGCCCACGGGUCAAAUCACAGCACGUCUCCACCCACUUCCUCCCCAGACUCAACGUUCAUGACCUGCAGAGCCAACAAGGCUUCUCUGUCACCGACAGGACCAAGGACCGGAGGAAAAGCCGUCCUCAGCCAUCACAACCCAGUUCAGUCACACCGGCACAGAACAAACCGCCUCCUCAACCCAAGGUGGUUGUUAACACAGCCGGGAAAAAGGUUCAGACAGUCAAGUACUGGCCCAAGUUUCGGUUUGGAUAGCCCCAAUGAGUGGCCUGAUUGGAUGGAUUAUUGGGCAAAGAUUUUCUGUUGGCCUUGAAAAAGGUUUUAAUUUGAACUUUUUACUAUUAUUUCAAUCAUUCCACUUGUCAUGGAGUUCAAAACCAAAGGCUGUCAAA
Molecule: messenger RNA, 1258 nt
Organism: Esox lucius (northern pike)
Lineage: Eukaryota; Metazoa; Chordata; Actinopteri; Esociformes; Esocidae
Gene: fgf5
Product: fibroblast growth factor 5
Exons: 3
Coding region: 369-1121 (250 amino acids)
Biological process (GO): animal organ morphogenesis; cell differentiation; positive regulation of cell population proliferation
Cellular component (GO): cytoplasm
Molecular function (GO): growth factor activity; fibroblast growth factor receptor binding
Source: RefSeq, a predicted model, not a curated record